Schizosaccharomyces osmophilus is the source of this 1059-nucleotide messenger RNA. It is a transcript of the gene svf2, whose product is annotated as Svf1 family protein, lipocalin superfamily Svf2. Bases 1 to 1059 code for a protein of 352 amino acids. Gene Ontology annotation, biological process: response to oxidative stress. The record is from RefSeq and is a predicted model, not a curated record. The transcript has a single exon. Gene Ontology annotation, cellular component: cytoplasm. Lineage: Eukaryota; Fungi; Ascomycota; Schizosaccharomycetes; Schizosaccharomycetales; Schizosaccharomycetaceae.
AUGACUGCAAGUAGUUAUAGCAGUAACGCAAACAACUAUGAGCUUAUCCCUUGUAGAGAGUUAACGUGGAACCUUUCACGAUCUCAUUUAACGACUCAGUACAAGUCAUUUUAUAUGUGCUUUGACGAUGGAUCGUUUGGGUAUAUUCAAUUUGCAUACGGAAACCUUGGAUUAUUCGUAAAAGUUGCUCCCUUAGGAUGGACUUACUAUCCUUCAAAGGAUCAACCGGACCAGGAGCCCAUUAUCUCCAGCUCUACGUAUAUGUACAGGAGUAUGAAGGUUUCCAAGGAUCAUUACAGUGUUGACGUUCAUAAACAUUUCAUGCAUUUUGACGUGAAGGCGCAAACUUGGCAUGUUGGGAUUGAAGGAAUGUACGAUCUUACCAUACAAAUGAAAAACGACGGGUACGCUUUAACGGAUUUUGGUCAAAACAAUACUGGAGGGUACAUGGAACAUAAAAUAUUUCCAGUCAGUUCUCUUAAGGGCUCGGUCACUGCGCAUGGAAACACAAGAAAUGUUACUGGCACUGCUGUCUUCAUUGACGCCAUGUUUUUUAAAGAUAAAUUUACCAAUUUGGGACAUACAUGGCAAAAUAGUCUAUUGUUUGACGAGUCCAAAAAGAAUGUUUUGACUUGUUUGCAUUAUUUUCCCCGAAAUACAGCCGACACUUUUCGAUCCCAAGCUAGUUUGACUCUGGAUGACAAACUGGUUGCCGUUCUCUUGAAAAAUGAGUAUUCCACAAAUGGCGCUUCCCGGGUGGAUGGGAUACGAUACCAAUUACCUACCCAUAUCGAUCGGGUGCUUACAGGAUCUACGCUUGACGACAAGCCUGUCCGGGUGCAUCUGGCAUCAGAUCUUGACAAAGUUCAAAGUAUCACUGAUGUAUUAAAUAUUUUCCCCAAAUGGGCAAAGGAUGUUGUAUCUAUAUGGGCUGGCCUUCCUUAUGUCUUUGUGUGGUUGCAGCAUUUGAAAGCUGAGGUAUAUAUAGAUGACCAGAUCGUUUCUACUUUGUCGGGUUGCCAUUACGUGGAGCAAACUUGUGUCCAUAUGCCCAAUUAA